CGUAGACUAAACAGCAAAACUUCGAAGAUACAAUGAGAAAGAGAGAGAAACACUUUGAAGGUAAUUGACGUCUAGAGAUAACUCUGUAUGAUGUGGUUCACUGACAAACAAGAAUGUGUCAAAACGGUGAUCAUAACAGAGAGACGCGAGCAGGAAGGUAUCAUUCCUUGAAAAAUUGACUUUAGGUUACAUCAAAACAUAAGUUUCAGACAAGUAACCAACAACUGUAGGAAACGCAUAGACGUUAUGUGAGAGUUCAUUGCGCGAAAGUGUAGAUUAACGUUGGUUAACUGCGAAAAGAAAAGAAGUUACAACCACGAUACAGAGAUCAUGACCUUUGUCUAACGCAGAACAUCACUAAAAUAAGUCAUCGAUUCUUUCGUCACUGCAAACGCAUAUGUAACUGGUGCAAAUGAAAAUCAUUGAAUUCUAUUAAACUUUACAAUCCGGCAUAAACACUAGUACAAAUGCACAUCAACAAAUCACAGUGUAACGUUCCACUCCAACAUGGACAUCCAAUUUAGGAACAAAGGCGACAACAAGAGGGCUGAAUCCGUAACAAAGAAAUGUAACGUUUAUCAAGUCAUGGCAUCCUAGAUCGACAUUCAGGACACCCCGCGAGCAGGUUUACUGAAAAAAGAGAGAUAUUACAACUCAUGAAGACGUUCCGUCCACCAAUACAGCGUGAUCUCUGUAGAUCACACCACUCGCAGACUACAAUCAUGUGUCCAACAGUGGGCUCCCGUGCAGACCGGAAUGAGGCAUGAGUAUUAGCUUCGAGUCAAGGUGUACUUCCAUAGUUUCAAAGGAGACGAAAUUUCACGUCUAGCUUCGCAGUUCUGACAAAUGUGGAAUCACGUCAAACGACCUAACUCAAUAUCACACAAUAUUAGCCUCUACUUGCCGGGCAGAUGAAGCUAUAUGCGGCACCAACCUGAGGCCACACGAAGGAGGAAGACCCAAAAAGCCGUGAUGAUAGUAAGUGGUGCGAUUGAAUCUCUAUUCAAUUGAGUACUGAGGGAACCAACAGGAAAUCACACUACUCAGUAGAUUGAUAACUAACUAACUAAAAGAGCAGAGUGGCAGAAAGCUUAGGGGCAGUCCAGAUGAUCGCAAAAAACACGAGUGCUAAUAACAAGGGAGACACUGCACAAUUGAUGAGAAGCAAGAAGAGAUAAAAAGACAGAAGAAACAAGGCUUAUGAUCAUGCACAAGUACGGGGAGUCAGAAUAUACGUUCCGGAAUGUAAGAUAACCAGACACAUCGAAUGCACGUAGAUUCCCGACUUUCAAAUUUAUUGCAUGGAAAGCAGAGCAAUAAGAAAAUCAUGUCUUGCAUACUUUACGGCAUCUAAUCAAAGAGUUGUGAUUCAAACAAGAAACGAUAACAACUGUUUUCUUCCUGUCAACACUGUCACUUAAUUAAUAGACAGCUAUUUAAAAUACAGUACAUUUAAAGUGAGCAAGUAUUAACGAUCAUGGCCACUCUCCUCACAAAACCAAGAAGGAUCGAGGACUGAGGCUGGACUAGAGUGGAUUCGAUGGUCAAGACAAAUUUGGAAACAGUAAUAGCGGUGUGUGAUUGGGCAUCAGAGUUUGCAGGGAGGAUAUAAUAAGAUCUGCGAAUUACGUUACAAGUGGGCCUACCUCCUCACAACAAAUAGUUACAUCACUAUAAACUGCUAUCUGCAUACGACCUUCAUUAAACGCCUCAGCUGAUGCAAAAGCUGCCCAGCAGAUGUAAAAGUGCCACAUCACUUCCUCUUCCAGUGAACAUUUGCUCCGGAAAUACACUUGCCAGUGGAGAUAUCUUUGCAGGUUAUUUUACAGCUAUACUUCCAUCACUGAGAAGUUUUCCAUGUGAUUGCAUCACAGUAAGAUUGCAGAACAAAAGCUCAUCUAACGAACGAGGUCGCUGUCCUGGAAAAUCAGGUAUAGACAGCUGCUAUAGACAGCUGAAUUUGGUUGAUUUGCUAUCGUACUCACCUUCCUCCUAUACUUUGAAUCAUCUCUGGAGGUUUGCAUUCAUAUUCUUCUUUUUAAUUGCCAUGGUUGUUCCUGCUUUCUGGUCUUGGCCUUCAUUCUUCUUUUCGGUUCGAUAUCAAUUAUGUGGCACCCUUUAGAUGGAUGUAACACCGUGGUCUGAAAAGUUUUGGUCUCAUUCUAUGUCAACCCAAGGCGUUUAAUCAUGUACUCAUCCAUUACUCAGAGUAGUACGUUCAAAUCCAGUGAUACGAGUUUAUUCCCGGGCUUUUUCAUAAGUCAAGCGAACCAUACAUCGGAGAACAUUCCCCAUGAUUACACAAUCCACAGCACUUUCUAAAUGGCAAUUUCUGAUGUAUUCAAGCUUGAUCUACAUUGCAUAGACCCUGGAAAGUACGAUGUCCACCCUGACCGUGGUAUGGAAAGCAAGCAAAGUACAAAAGUGUAGCUAACCUGCAUACCUUAAAAUUCGAAGAGGAAGACGGCAGAAGUUUAAGGGACUAUGGUCAUUAAUAUUAGAAAGUCAUAGCUUGAAGAUCCCAGACCCCGUCAUUCACAAUUUCAAGUUUUACAACCCCAGGAACCAUUUUGCAGAGCUACGUACUGAGAGACGUUCUCGUGGAGGCAGCUCUCUUUCUGAGAGAGGUAGUGCGUGACAGUUUAUAAACAGAAGCUCCGUCCUCCCGAUGCACAACAGAUUCUACGUGAUCCACCACUAGGGCUUAUCCGUAGAAGGCCGACUGGCAGAAACCGGUGAAACACAAACACAAGGGCUCCAACAGCUUUGUCAAAAAAAGACGAAACGCAUACGUUGCACACCAUAUACGUAAAGCUGAACUCUUUCAACUCGUCUGAUCUAUUUCACUUAGUAGAAAAAGAAUCGACCAAUAUGUAUUGAAGUACAAAUUGCUUUCGACGUAGAUGCUGGCAGAGCCACCUAUCUUUUGUAGCGAAUUUGACAUGGCCGCUCCUAAGGUUUGUGUGGCUAGUGACGAGGAGUAAUGCCUCUUCUACCCAGGUAAGUCGGCACCGUGAUAUGAACUCUCUGACCAUUUCAAGUUAACCCGGUGCUGUAGAAUAUCUACAAUAGGGUCUGUACAUCGUUAAUGGAAAAUCUCCAUGAUCUGUUGCAUUUUUUGUUGUUCUCAAACUACCCGCAGUACAGUGCAGAGACCUCUUCGACGCGGUACCCACUGACUAAGAAGGCGGAAUCAUGUCACGAUGGAGUGAUUCCCGUUGGACAUGUGAUGUUCAUGGCACCUGAUUUCCUUUCUAGCAUCUGAUUCGAGGAACCAAAAGCAAUUGGUUCUGUCAAGGCGCUCAGGCACUUCUUUGCUUUCUAACAAUACUUCAAUUUCUGUCUCUUAUCCGGGCAGUUCCUCCUAUAAAUUGUGCUUGCCUUUUUCCUUUAUCCCUUUUCCAUUUUCCCGACUCACUCCUAUGCUUCCAUUCUGUAUCUUCAAUCAGUGGUUUACCCCUAAAUCCGACGAAAAAUUCGGCAGGGUGCUAUGCUAUUUUAACGGCAAUUUUUCUCAUCAUGUUCCUAAGUAUCAAGUAAUGCCUUAGACCAGAGCACCUAAGGUUGUUCCUCCAAGGUACGUGCUUCGGUCCACUUGCGUGUUCAGCCCUUGCAGUUGAUCACAUACAAUUAGCCGUAAAAAUAAAAAGAGGACAUGACGAUAACGACGUAAAAGAAUCAAGCACUCAAUGAUGUGUCCAUUAUGUAUCAGGACUAGUAGCUCCUAGUUGUAAGAUGGCAGAAGCUCCCUGCUAGAGCUAGUUGACGGCACAGCUAUAAGAAGACUAUAAAGUCUGUAAGAAGUCUAUAAGACACCGAACUCUCUAGAAUACGUACAAAUGAGAACAGGUAUGAAUUACUUCCUCAACAAACAUAGAUCGAGCGACCAUAAAACCUUUCAGCAAUGAGAGAGAUGAGACUGAUGAGACAAUCGUUUCGAACAAGUUUUCAAUUUGAUACUUACAAAAUACACAUUCCAUCUGUGUUUCCAACCCUGAUUUCCCAUGACGUUUACCGAGACGAUGCAUUCUAAACCAUAUGUGAUGCUUAUCAAAAGUCCAAAAAAGCCGUGCCACUGAAGCGUGUGAAUACAUCUUUCAUACACCUAUAAACUACCUAUUGUUCCGCACAAGUGGUCCGUUCAACCAGACAAAUUCAUGCGGACCCAUUACAUCUGCAGACCGUAACAUAAUGUAAUAGACUGAAUAAGUCCAAAUGUUGAUCAAAGAAAACUAUUCGACAUUUCCUACGAAAAGAAAAGACCGUUAGCAUAACACACACCUAACACUAUCUUUCAGUUUCAUGUGCAACUGCAUCUCCCAUCAAGCAUCACUUGUCGAUAUAGUAAAAGCAUCAGCCAGGUAGUUAAAUGGCACAUGUUUAUCUGUGUAAACUUUAUGUACAAAAAAAGAAGUUCAGACAAUCAGAUCUGGGUUUACACGCUCACAUCUUAAGUUCCCAGUACACCUUAUCCAACAAUUUAUUCAUCCUUCUGGUGUUACUCUAACCAAGCAUUUCCAGAACCUACUCCUCUCUAUUUACCUUCGGGCGGCUGGAUUUGAACACUUAUUAUUCUUCGGCUUGUCUCACCCUCGUGCUGAUCUCAGCUGCAUGCUUAAAACUCUCCCGAAAAUGAAGCGAUGACACAAAUUGAGUUUAAAUAAAUGAUACUAGGGUAAAUUUAAUGAGCUGAUUAUCAACAAAACAUGAACAAUUAUUUAAUGCCAGACCGUUCAGAUAUUUAUAGACUGCACGAGAACUGUUUUAGUGUAUGGCCACACAAAAUUACUACCCAGGAAUUAGCAAUGUGGUGCAUACACCUCUGCAAUUCUGUCAAGAAGAAGCAGACUAAGUUUAACACAAGUAUCAUAAUCAGCCUUUCAAAGAUGAAAAUCGCUUACUUCCAGAGAAUUCUGCUCCGCGGUUUGCAAUAGGAAGGAAGACUUUGUUCCGAUUAAGAAGUAAUAAGCCAAGGGCACGACUGAUCAACUUACUUCCUACUGUAAAAUGAUUGGAAGACAAUACUUGUAAAGUCUUAUGCAGACUGAUAAAACUUAAAUAGUCGAGAUGAAAUCCCAGAACGUCGGAACAAACCGUCCAGUAACUCAAGACAGUCUGCUAGCUUGGGAUAAUCACCAAUACUACUAUCUACAGCGAUCUACAGCGAACAAAGGAAAGACAGGCCGUAAUACAAGGUGGGCCUCAAAGAAGUAAAGGCCAAAGACAAUGGUUACGGGAUAUAACCCUAAGGCUCUUCUAUAAAAUUGCGUGAGCUGACCAGCAGCAACCAUGAAUCCCAGUUACUCGGCUUCGUAAAUCUUUCCAGAGGACUUAUCGCUUGGAAUCCGACUACAAUUCCACAAUACACUGAACGAAAAACCUCCAAGAAACUGAUGGCAGCAAGUGCUCCCAUGGACGAUGAGAGCACGAGGUAUCAGCUGGAAUGAAUAACUCAUAUCUAAAGUCUACGGCACACCCGACAGGUUCACGGUCUCAAGAACAAGGAAAUUCAGAGAUCUGACCAUUGCUGAACUACAAACUCCACUAGCCAUGGAGCCCCAGCUGAACAACAACUCAUCGUACAAAUAUAUGGAAACAACCUACCUCCUCGUACAUGACGCUAGCGUGCAGAAAGGAUCUCAACUGUAAGACAGCGGGCAAUUCGAAAAUCCAACGGAAAAAACAAGAACCAAAUGGCAUCGUAACUUCUCUCAACAAUGCUAAGCAACACAACGAGAAAAUGGCGAGAACACUCGUCUGUGUGUACACACAAAACCCUAACAACAAAGAGAAUUUCCUCGACUCUGUAAUGUUCAUUUCCACUAACCAGUGACGUAAUACCAAAGAAGAGUAUAAACCGUGUCCAGAAUUUGCAUAUGCUCAUGCUCAUAUCGAGAAGAGACUAAGUAAUCAAAUGGGAGUCACAUCCUCCUCACACAAGGGCCGCUUCUGUUCAUCUUCUCAUGAAAGGGCCUCCGCGAGCACGGAAGUCCAUAUGCCUCCUGCCGAUUGGAACGGUAAUUCCACUGGUGGACAGCGGGGUCGUAAGGUGAGGCCCGG
Molecule: messenger RNA, 6060 nt
Organism: Marchantia polymorpha subsp. ruderalis
Lineage: Eukaryota; Viridiplantae; Streptophyta; Marchantiopsida; Marchantiales; Marchantiaceae
Source: the annotation of a GenBank genome assembly